Molecule: messenger RNA, 1567 nt
Organism: Hyla sarda
Lineage: Eukaryota; Metazoa; Chordata; Amphibia; Anura; Hylidae
Gene: ANXA13
Product: annexin A13
Exons: 13
Coding region: 496-1443 (315 amino acids)
Cellular component (GO): cytoplasm
Molecular function (GO): calcium ion binding; calcium-dependent phospholipid binding
Source: RefSeq, a predicted model, not a curated record
GGGUAGUUCUGCCGGAUGUGGAACUCCACGUCAAUAUUCAUGGUGCCCGAAAUGACAACACCUCAGAGCGGAGCCCCGGCCAGCACCGCAUCACGACCCAUGAUCUCGAGAAGCCGGGAGAGGACGUCACUCAUCUGCUUCACUGACCGCAGCCCGCAAGACCCGCCACCUGCCGAAGUGCAGCCAGAAAUCAUGGAUUUUAAAAGAAACCACUAGGGGUCAUCAUACCAUCCAGAACAUAAUCCUGUCCGGCUGUAACAUGCUCUUUGUCCCAGCAGAAAGUUUCAAAGAAAGGGACGAAGUCCAGGACGUGAGGGCAGUACUAGCACUCCUCUGUGCUCACUCCUGUCCUAUCACACUAUAGCAUGGAAACAGAGAGAAGGGGGUUACAGAGCAGCCUGCGAUGAAUGGAUGGCGAGACCCAGCACAGCACAGCAGACUCAGGAAGGGAGAUGAGUCAUGUAGAGUGAGGACACGCCCCCUCUAAAGCAGAGGAUGAGAAACCAACCAACCAUCCGGCACCAUCAUAAUUUUGAUGCAGAAAGAGAUUCCAAGAAGCUGCACAAGGCUUGUAAAGGGCUCGGGACUGAUGAAAAAGCAAUUAUUGAAAUACUGGCGAAUAGAUCUUCUGAACAGCGACAGGAAAUAAAGCAAAAAUUCAAGUCAAUGUAUGGCAAGGACAUAGACAGUGUACUAAAAGGAGAACUGAGCGGUAAUUUCGAGAAGACUGUCUUGGCAUUGCUCGACCGACCCUGUGAAUAUGACGCUCGGGAACUCAGGAAAGCCAUGAAAGGGGCCGGUACCAAUGAAUCUCUGCUGAUACAAAUCCUCUGUACAAGAGCCAACCAGCAAAUACGAAACAUAAAAGUGUCCUACAAGAGAUUGUUCGAUAGAGAUUUGGAGGAUGAUGUGAAGAGUGAUACCAGCGGGUACUUCAGGAAGAUACUUCUCUCGUUGCUGCAGGCCAACCGAGAUGAAGGUCUGGAGGUUAAUAAGGAUCAAGCCGGUGAGGAUGCCAAGAGACUAUAUGAAGCUGGUGAAUCGCGAUGGGGCACAGACGAGUCUGAGUUUAAUGUUGUCUUGGCGACAAGGAACUACAUGCAGCUAAGAGCCACAUUUGCAGCAUAUGAAAUUCUGAACGGGAAGAAUAUUGAAGAUGCAAUUAAAAGUGAAACAUCCGGAAACUUGAAAAAAGCUUAUCUUACCAUUGUACAAUGCACAAAAGAUUGUCAAGGAUAUUUUGCCAAAAAACUUAACAAAGCGAUGAAAGGAGCCGGAACAGAUGAAGCUGCAUUAAUCCGAAUUCUUGUCACUAGGGCGGAGAUUGACCUUGAGACAAUCAAACAAAGAUACUUGGAGCUGUACAAGAAGAGUCUAGCGGACGCCAUUAAGUCGGACACAUCGGGAGACUUCUCCAAGCUGCUCUUGGCUCUUCUGCAUUAAGUCUUAUAUUGUAGAGUUUCUUAUGGGACCCUGGUUUCUAUGUAUCUCUGUUAUCUCCACUUGUCUUCUGCCAUGUCAGACACAAGGGAAACUGACAGCGGCCAAUGUGAAAUAAACACUUGUG